Messenger RNA from Cylicocyclus nassatus, 711 nucleotides. The record is from the annotation of a GenBank genome assembly. NCBI's taxonomy places the organism in Eukaryota, Metazoa, Nematoda, Chromadorea, Rhabditida, Strongylidae.
AUGGCUAAGAACGGUAUACUACCAGGCUGCACCAAGCUGGUCCUUUGUGGCAAAAGGGACGAAGAAUAUGAUUACCACCAAGAUAUGGACCACCAACUCUUUGAGCAGUGGCUGGAAAACUCAAUACCGCAUAUGCAAGAUAGACAACUGCUCAAAGUCCCCACGGCUCGCUCUACCAAAAAAUGCAUAAGCGAUUAUCUGGUAGCAAAAGGAGUAGCAAUAGGCAAUAAGAGCACAAAAUUCAGUCUUUUGGCAGAGCUUCAACUCUUCAUGGCUUCGAAAGGUGGUUUGAGCGCUGUCCGCGAGUACGCAGUUGACCGUAGGCGCAGUGAAAUGGGCGUCAAUUUUAUAAGACUGCCUCCAUUCCACUGCAUGUUUAACCCCAUAGAGUUAUGUUGGGGACAAAUGAAAGCACAUCUCACCAAACACGGUAAGACCACCGACAGACUGGGAAUGGUUAAAACACGUGCAGUGGAAUGGUUGGCCAACGUGCCUUCAUCAUUGACAGAAUCGUGGUUCCGUGAAGCUCGUAAACUGGAAAAUGCCGCGCGACAAAAACAGCACGACGACAGUCUUGCCGACGAGAUUUCUGGGGAUAAUUCCUCGGAAUACAGCAGCGAGAUAGACGAUUUGGAGCUGGAGGAAAUAGAGAGUGAUCUUGAGUUAGAAGAACUAGAGAGUGACCUCGAUUUGGAAAAAGUAGAAGAUUAA